This is a messenger RNA of Tarenaya hassleriana, 3675 nucleotides long. RefSeq names its product homeobox-leucine zipper protein HDG7-like. Lineage: Eukaryota; Viridiplantae; Streptophyta; Magnoliopsida; Brassicales; Cleomaceae. The coding region runs from base 942 to 3278 and encodes 778 amino acids. The record is from RefSeq and is a predicted model, not a curated record. The transcript is spliced from 9 exons. Gene Ontology annotation, molecular function: DNA-binding transcription factor activity, RNA polymerase II-specific; DNA binding; lipid binding. Gene Ontology annotation, biological process: regulation of DNA-templated transcription.
AUACAUAUACAUGUGGACUCUGUGUUCGUUGAUUGAUCUUCUUCUGCUAAAUCUGAACUUCCUUCCGACAUUGUUUCUGUAUUCUUCUGUCAUCUUCUUCUUCUGUUUUAGAUCUCCAAAACGCUCAUAAAUCAGGGAAGAAUUCCGAAUUUGCUUUUGAAUUUGUCGAUCUGAAAGCUUUUUUUUUUUUUUUGAAAGUGAUGAACUGAUUGUUUAUAUUUGAUGUCACAGUGACCUCAGUAUUAAAGAAUUCGGACAAAAGUUGUUUCUUUUUAUAUUAUUUUGGUAUUUUGGGUGUUGUUUUUGCUUCAGAGUCAACUGGGUCCGGAAGGAUUUCUGGUUUUGAAAAAUAAAAAUGUAAAAAAAAAACCUUUUUCUUGAUUCCCUCAAAUCCUUUUUUUCUCGCCCUUUUUCCUCCUUCCUUUUUGUCCUCUUUUUUGAGAUACUGACAAGAACUUGCAUUUGGUCAAAAUUGAAGCUUUUGUAUUCUGGGUCUGAGUUAAAUUAGGGUUUCCUUUUGGUUUUUUGUUUUACCCUUUCUGAAAUUUUUGGGAAUGAGAAAAUUUUGGCUUCAAAUGUCAAAGGGAUGGCCUGAAAAUUUGGGGACUUUCUUGUCCUGUUCCUUCAAUCUCUCUCAUCUAAUAGCAAUUUUUUUUCUAGAGAGAGAAUCAGAGGUUUCUGGAUGAAGGGCCGAGUCAUAUCAUAUUUCCUCAUACGGCGUUGUAUUUGAAAAGGAGCCACCUUUCUCUUUCUUUCUGCUCCCGUUCCAAAACACACCAAAAAAGAUUGCAUUUUUUUUUCUGGGCAUUGCUUGAAAGCGUCAGAAACUUGAUUAACAAGCAACAGAAAUCGAACAGAAGGAAAAAAAAUCUUGUCGCUUGGUGAUACUGACACCCUCAGAGAGCUAAAUCCACCAUUAGAGAAAAGGUUCUUGCUUUGUAAUGAUGAGUUUUGAGGGUUUCAACAGUAUCAGCUGUAACAAUACGAACAGUUCGGCUGUUGUUUCAGCCACUGUGCCGAGUUCUGUCGUUUCCCUUCUUCCCGUUAGAGGGAAAAUGAAUGGACAUGGUGAUAUUGGUCUGGGUGGAGAGAGUUUCGAUCCGGGUUUUCUCGGGAGACUUAGAGAUGAUGAGUAUGAGAGCCGGUCGGGAAGCGACAACUUCGAUGCUGUGUCCGGUGAUGAUCAAGAAGCCAGAGGACAAGACAAAGGCCGGAAGAAGAAGAAGUACCAUAGGCACACUCCUCACCAGAUUCAAGAACUCGAAUCAUUCUUCAAGGAGUGUCCUCAUCCCGAUGAGAAGCAAAGGCUGGAACUUAGCAGAAGGCUUGCUCUGGAGACUAAGCAAAUCAAGUUUUGGUUUCAGAACAGAAGAACCCAAAUGAAGACACAACUGGAACGACAUGAAAACGUAAUCCUCAGACAAGAAAAUGAGAAGCUUCUGGCUGAGAACGAUUUGCUGAAAGAGGCAAUGAGAAGUCCGGUAUGCAAUGCUUGCGGCGGGCCGGCUGUUCCGGGCGACGUCACGUACGAGCAGCAGCAUCUUAGGUUCGAGAACGCCAGACUGAAGGAUGAAUUAGCCCGUAUUAGCAGUUUAGCGAACAAGUUCCUCGGUAGACCGGUUUCGUCCUUGGUCGGUCCACCCCCUCAGCCAUCUGGCUUAGAUGUCUCGAUCCUGGGACUUGCAACGGGAAUAAACGGCGGAAUUAGCUCAGAUAUACCGUUAGGCAUCGAUUUCGGCGACGGGCAUUUGAUGAAACCCCCGGGAGGGAACGACAUCGUUUACGAGAGAUCGAUGUUUGUGGAUCUUGCCUUGAAGGCAAUGGAUGAGUUGAUUAAGCUGGCGGACCCGGACUGUCCACUCUGGAUAAAGAACACUAACAGUGAGAAGGAAUCACUAAACCAUGAUGAAUAUAGAAGUGUAUACGCCGGCGCAACUUGUACCAGAAAUCCUGGAUUUGCAGCCGAAGCUUCGAGAGAAACCGGUGUAGUACUUAUCAACAGCUUAGCUCUCGUCGAGACUCUGAUGGAUGCGAACCGAUGGACAGAGAUGUUUGAAUCAAUUGUUGCUAGAGCAUCGACCAUCGAUGUGAUAUCCAGCGGUACAGGUGGAUCCAUGAACGGAUGUCUUCAACUGAUGCAAGCAGAGUUUCAAGUGAUAUCUCCAUUAGUUCCGACAAGACAAGUGAAGUUUCUUAGAUACUGCAAGCAACACGCAGAUGGCUUAUGGGCGGUGGUCGAUGUUUCUUCCGACAUUAACAGAGACGGUCCAAACUUGCAGUCUUAUGGUGGCUGCAGGAGGCUCCCCUCAGGCUGCAUUAUACAGGACAUGGGCAAUGGUUAUUCCAAGGUUACAUGGGUAGAGCACUCGGAAUACGACGAGAGUAACGUUCACCAUCUUUACCGCCAGUUACUGAGCUCGGGUCUUGGUCUCGGCGCUCAAAGGUCGCUCGCCACUCUGCAGAGACAAUGCGAGAGUUUCUCGGCACUUCUGUCUUCUCUCAAUCCCACCGACAAUCACUCAGGUUUGACCCCUGCCGGAGCCAAGAGUGUACUGAAGCUAGCUCAGAGGAUGGGGUUCAACUUCUUUGCGGGAGUUUCCGGGUCGUCAGUGCGGAAAUGGGAGAAGCUUCCGGUGGCAAACGUGGGCGAGGACAUGAGGAUACUGACCCGGAAGAACGUGAGUGACCCGGGCGAGCCAUCGGGCGUGAUCCUUAGCGCGGCUACAUCCGUCUGGAUACCUGUGGCUCAGCACAGGCUCUUCGACUUUCUCCGCGAUCAGAACUGCAGGAACCAGUGGGACAUUCUGUCCAACGGAGGUACGAUGAACGAGAUGGUCCGCAUACCGAAGGGACGGCAGCACGAUGGAAACUCCGUCUCUCUUCUCCGUGCCUCCCAGGGGAUAGAUCAAACGGAGAGCAGUAUGCUGAUACUGCAAGAGACAUGGACAGACCCAUCUGGUGCAAUGGUAGUGUACGCACCGGUGGAUGUAUCGUCGAUGAAUGUGGUCAUGAAUGGCGGAGAUUCUGCAUACGUGGCACUCCUUCCGUCUGGAUUCUGGAUAUCGCCAGAUGGGUCGAAGGGUAAAGUGAAGAACGAGGUCGAUGGGAACACCACCACCUCCACCAGCAACAACAAUGGCGGAUGUAUACUAACAGUAGGGUUUCAGAUUUUGGUGAACAGUCUACCGAACGCGAGACUGAACAUGGAAUCGGUGGAUACAGUGAACAACCUCAUCUCUUGCACCAUUCACAAGAUCAAAGGCGCUCUUCUUCAGUAGCUUUUGCCUAAAGUUAACCAUCUUUCCUUUCCUUUCCUCUUUUCUGUUCACCUUUUUUUUUGGAGCUAAAGAUAACGGAAGAUGAGUCAAGAACGAACCAUUGGGGGGUCUGUUGCGUGUUCCUCGAAUGUUUCACGAUUUUUGGAGGAAACGAGAGUUUAACGUUCUGUUUCAUGUCUUCUGUCUGAAACUCGGUGGGGGUGUGGUUCGGGUAUUGACUCGUUCUUGGAUGCCAUUAAGCUUUAACCCUUUAGGGCAAGUUUUUCCUGUUUUUUUUUUUUUAAUUUUCGACAAACAGUUAAGUAAGAUUUUGGGAAUUUUAGAUUAGGGUUUUUGGAGUAUGAGACUUUUGUAUGUUGUUGUGACUUUGUGAUGAAUUCGAGCAUUGUUUCUGUUC